UUAUUAAUUAUUCCUAUUUUGUUGUCUUAAUUUUCUUUUGUGCCAUUGUUAUUGUAAUACUUAAUUUGUGUUUUUUUUUUUUUAUGAUGAUUUCAACUUUAUAUUGUGUGUUUUUGCAGCUGCCAAAUAAAUGAUUUAUCUAUCUACAUAUCUAUCUAUCUAACCCUAAAAUACGAAACAAUCUUAAAAAUAAUUAUCCUCCCUGUUUAUGGUGACGAUAAAAUGUGCCAUGCCAUGGCCAUGGCUACUUCCACGAGUGGCUACAAGAAUAACCCAUACCAACGGAACCCUAAAAACCUGAACUGACUAAUAAUAGUAUAGUAUCACAGUAUGAAACUCAUAUGAUGAAACUAAAAUAACCAUAUGCAUGUUUUAUCAAAAAGAAUAGUCUGCAUUUUAAGAAGUUUUAAAAGGGGGUUUUUACGGACCCCUAAAUUCACAGAAAACUGCAAUUAAGAACUUUUAAAACUUUUAUCAACUUUUGGCGCAAUUAAACCUAAUAUUCAAAUGAAAAAAAAGCCAAAAACCGCUAGGCUAGGAGGUACCCACUGAUAAAGUAGGUUAAAGUGCUUACGUAAGCUUGUAAUUGCAUUAUAUACCUACCUACGUUCUCUUUACGUUCAUAGUAAAAUACCUAAACAUUUGACAUCUACUUUUUAGUAGUUGCCAUCUCGCUCACUCAUGCUGGGAAUUAUUGUUCAAGGAAUGCGCGCGUCGACAAGUCUCGGUACACCCAGGACGUAAAGUUGAAGUCUAACACAACUCCUUAUCACGUGCACCUUACUACAUACGAUAUAAAGUUGAUUUUUGAUAACUUCGUUGCGCAGGCACGGACUUAUCAACAAGAGAUCACCCUCCCGAGACUUGAUGUGGUGACUACUUUGUAAAAGUACAUUCAUAAAUUUUAUUAUUACUGAACUCGAUAGUUUUGAGGUUUCUCUUGCAUUUAAACUUUGUUUUAGGGUCAAACUUUUUGAUAGAUAUUUUUUAUUAUUUUUUAAAAGGUUUUUAAUGACUUUUAAGCCGUUUUAAUCUAUAAAUAGAUUCGUAAAUUAAGGAACUAAAUUAAAAGACCUUGAGAAGAAGUCUCGUGGGGAGUGCCGCUACGUCACCGACGGGAAGUUUUGCAGUUAUGUAUGACCGCCAGCUGGUCCCUGAUUGGCCAACAAAGCCUCGACGGCGGCCAUUUUGUUGCUUCUGAGUCACCAAAAGGUGAAAAAUGUACGGAAUUAAUGUGCACUCCCCCCGAGACUUCACAACGGUAUUGGGCAUUUCCCUCGUGAACACAAAAUUUGGGUUUCAUGUUCCCUACCUCCCACAGCGUGGAUGAAAUAAUAAUAUUUUACGUGGGAUAUAUUUUUAAAAACUUGCUAAUUUAAUUUACCUCGUUUCUUUAGUCGACGGAAAAGUGGUUUUCAAAAGUUAGACACUCCUAGUUGCGAUAAACUCUGUUUUCCAGCACAAGUUCGAUCGGCUGGUGGUCGUCGCUUGGAGACCCUAGUGAACUCAAAGAAAUAAAAUUGUGCAGGAGUGUGCGGCCGAGAUUUAGAUAUUAUCAAUAAAUACAUGUGUUUUACCUAACUGUCAAAAUAAUAGUGAAGUGAUCAGUGUACGUUGCGGAUUGUUUACGUAGAUGUUGACUGAGAUUUGUGAACGCGGUGCGGCAGGAUGUAGCCCGAAUCGGGCUUGAAGAGUGUAAAGUGCCCUUUUUAUUCAGAGGGAUUUAGCGGCCGCUAAAAUGUCCGAGACGACGAUGGUAAAGGUGAAGACCGAGCGGCCCGAUGAGGCGGAGAUUCGGGAGCUCGCCGCGAAGAUGGUGGAGGCGAAUAAGGCGAAGGCGCUAGCGGCUUCGGUGGCGGCGGCUCGGCCUGGCCCUGGCGCGCUCGGCACUGCACCGCCCGGUGCCGGUGGGCAGCUGGGCAUUCUCAACUUCCUCACCCGCAAGACCGGCGCGCCGCCCGACACGCGGCCGCCCGUCGACCCCGAAAAGAAGACCCCGGCCCCGGACGAAGCCAGCUGGAAAGGCCACUUCGGCUGGGACAUGCUGGGCAAGUGUCACAUUCCCUACAUCUACCGGUCCGGGGAGAAAUACGUGGCCGUCAGGAUGGUAGAAAUUAAAUUAUUAAACAAGUACCUGAAUUACCUUCAUGCAGACAUAUACUCUUGCACCUGUAUAAGGAGUUACUACAUAACAGAGAUAGAAGCGAGGCUUCUAAACGAAAUAAACAGCAGGCAUUGUGAUGGCCAGUUUGGUAGAGAUGCCUUCACGCAAAAGGACCUUGUGGUUCGGUUAUCAGACGCUUAUGAAUUUUAUAACUUCUUAGAUGUAUGUUACAAUAAGUUACUUAGAGGCACAACAAAUAGUAAAGAUAAGUGCGGGUUCAUCAGAAUAAAUAAAGAGUCAGUAGUGCCGUACACAGUGAGAGACGGGCAGAAGUUUGUGCCCUUAUUUUAUUUUGAAGGUGAAACGGACAAUCUUAAGUUGAAAGCUGACCAAUUGAAGGGUUGGGACUUGUCAUACUUGAAGUUCUGCUGUAAAGUGCAAGGCAUUCGGAAUGAACUGUUUGCUAGUGAGACUUGCUCGGUGAUAAGCCUGUCGGACAUCAAGAGCUACUUCCCGCCAGGGACCGAGUUUGAGGAAUACUGGCCAAACAAAGUUGUGGACUCACAGCUCCUCAUUUCUGCUAAAGGUGCAAUAGCAGGCGGAGGCCAAUGGACGCGAGCACCUCCCGCACCUCCCCCAGGCGUAGUCGCUCAAGGAGCUGGCGUCGGCCUCUCAGGCGCCUCUACCCGAGGCCGGCGGCCUAACGCGCAGCGCCACACACCGUCGUCCAUGCAGAUGCCGCAUGCGGGUAUAUCUGCGGCGGCGGUGCAGGCGUUGGCUAGUGGCUGGAGUCUGCCUGGGACACUCACGCAGGCUCAGACACAGCAGGUGCUGAGGCUGGCGCAGGCGCAAGUUGCCGCUCAAGCGCAAGCAGCAGCACGCUACAGUAACGCGGCAAUCGCCGCUGCCGCGGCAGCUAUGCCGCAACACCGCGCGCAGCAGCACCAACGAAAUGUUCAGUUUCCGAACAGUGCAAUAACAAUGGCGAUGGGACAGCAACCGCCGCCGCCUCUCGUAAGGAGCACGGCCAACACCUCUACUAUGAAUGUACCCCCGCAAGUGACCGGGUCGAUGAAUGGCCACUCAACCUCUCACGCCGUGGACAAUCGCAAGCGGCUUACGCCGAUAACAGAAAUCAGUAUUACUGGCAACCAUACGCCGUAUAAGGUUCAAAAAGCGCUGGUGGAGAACACAAUGGUACCCUGCAUCAACGCGAAGCCAUACCAGUACACCGAACUGCUCAUGACACUUCCAGACCUGGCCAGCCACUUCUUCCCUCGAGUUCAGCUUGCCACCUGCCGCGCCAUGCUUGACGCGCUUGGCCUCACUCUUUACCGGCCCAACUCAACUCAACUCCAAGUCCUCCGUAACUCGGGCAAGUGCAAAUCCGCCGCCGCCGGCGAGAACGGCAUGGCGCUGGUGCAGAUCCGCGACGUGAUGCAGCACAUGCCGCAGUUCAAGUACAUGCUGCGCUCGGGGCUGGCGGCCGACGAGCCGCCGCACGCGCCGCGCCCCGCGCCCGCGCACGCGCCGCCCGCCUCGCACGCCAAGCGCGCGCGCGCCAACUAGCCGAGUACAUGCUGCGCUCGGGGCUGGCGGCCGACGAGCCGCCGCACGCGCCGCCCGCCUCGCACGCCAAGCGCGCGCGCGCCAACUAGCCGGCCCGGUGCCCCGCCCUGGCCGAGGCUGGCUCCACGUAGCUGUCGCACUCGCACCCGGCUGGACUACACCAGAUUUACUUGAGCCGUCGUAAACAGACGUCUAUUUAACCAUUUCUUCUUACCGAGGAGAGAAACGGGGAAAAUCACAGCUGAUAUGCAAGUUACUUUACAAUUGAUACUACGCUAUCUGAGAAAGGAGUGUGCCAUGCAUUUGUCUCCUUUUCCACACUGAGAAAGACAUGCAGCACAAAUAUGACCAAAUAUGUCAGUACAUAUGUCCUGAAGUGUACCUAAAAACCUAAUGACAGUAAAGUUCUAAAUCAAUUGACAUCAACGAAAAAAAAUCACAUACUAAAAUUAAAUACAAAGAAAUGUAAUUGGUUGGGCUGAAGCAAAUAUGUAAGGGAAACACAUUGGUAUCUCCAUCAGAGAGAACUUUUGAGUGGGAGUGUUUUAGUGGUAAUAGCAAUAAAUUUUCUAAGUGAUAAAACUAUGCUUAACUAUUAGCAAGUGCCUAGUGUUGGAAAGGGACAGAUGCAGCAGCUAUUGUGUUAAUAAUGAUGGUAAAGGUUUGCAUUACUGACUAGACAAGUGAUGGGGCUUCCUAAGUGUUUGUGCGGAACUGUUUAUAGAAAAGGUGGAGGUAUAAAAAAACGGCUCUCAAGUACGCCAUAUAAGUAAUGCAUAUAAUAUACCACAUUGGUAAACUUGGGCUUGCGGAUGAUACAUUAGGCAAAUUAGAUUUUGAAAUUAAUUUAUAAUUUUUGUGUAUAAAGAAUCCAAAGCAUAGAUAUCACUUUAUAUAUAUGGCGUAUGGAUGAGUGUUUUGCCUUUAUUCUCACCAGUGAUUUAAAGAUAUACCUAAUUAUAUCAAUAUAUCAUUAAGACAUUGUCAAUUUUCAAUAAGUUGUACAAAUUGUAUCAUACUCUUUUUAUUGUAAAUCAGAUCUUAUAGCAUCUGCAAUGAUACUAUUUAAUAGAAGACUGAAAUUUAUUUUUACUUAUUUCAUACGAAAACUAGAUUGUAUCAAGUUUUGUUUUGUAUGCGAGUUUAUUUCGAGUUCUUACAGUUCUUGUAAAUAUUUAAUAAGUUAGUUUGAAACUGCAAAUACGCAGAAUUGUUGUAUCGGGCAAUAUGUGUUUAGUUAAAUGAAAAUUAAAAAAUCUCUAGAGUACCGUUCGUUAAAUAGAGCAUAUUAAUAUAUUUAUUGUGUAAUGUAUUUCUAGGUUUUAACUCAGUGCUUGGGCAUCACAAGUAGGUUUAAACGAAUUUACUCACAAAUUUAAUAAGAACAAAUGUAAUUAAAAUGUUUCAAUCUUCGUUUAGGUCCAGCUCCACAAACUCUAAAUUUUAAAGUGGGAGAAAAUAAAUUAGUAAAAUGUUAAAGCAGAAAUCGUAUCUUUUUGUCAUAUCACUACCACUUUCAAUAUGUUUUUAAAUUCUGAUCUGAUCUCAAAAUUCUAUUGAAUAGUUUCAACUUAAUUUGCAAACAUCAAAAGUUUGUGGUGUUCCAAAUCAGCAUUUACAUUUUAUUCUGAAUCAGUUAAGAAGAUGAAAUAUUAGGACGAAAAUUUUAGCAGAACUGCCAAUUUUAUAAUAUACUUCUAGUGCAAUUAGCUUAGCUUUUGGAUUUAACCCUUUACCAGGCUCAGGGAUAUAUAUUUCCCACAUGCGGCUCUUCAAACAUGUGUUCUAUUUUCGAUGAGUAAGACUGACAUUCGAUUGUCAUUUUUGAACUGUCAGCCUGGUAAAGGGUUAAACAUGUGAAAUAGACUUAAAAAUUGUCUAACACCACACUAUAUUAACUGUAUAUUGACAAAAGCGGUAUUACAAACUUGCAUGUUUAUAACCUAUCAAUAUACGGUUUAAAAACGUCGAUUGCGCUUCUGACUAGCCAUUUGAGCAAUGAAUUAGUUUUAAAUGUACCAUAAGGGAAUGUAUAUCCAGAACGUUGGUUCCUAUAGGCUUACAAUGUAGGUAUUACAACCCUUGAAGUUUCUAUUCACAACUUAAUUUAUAUGACUGUUAGUAUUUCUAGAUUAUAAUGGGUAGAUAGACAUCUAGUAUAGUUUAGCUAGAUUGCUAUAUCUGGAAGAGCUGGAAGCCAAGCAACUGCAUUAUCCCUGAUACAAAUUCAACAUUUAUUAUGUUGUUGAUGUAUAACUUUGGGCUUUGCAAGUUUUAAAGCAAUGUUUCUGGCAUGCCAUACAUGUUACAGGACAAUCAGUAACAACACACUCAAGAAUAACGGAAACGGGUCAUUCCUAUUUAAAUUUUCUAAUAAAGUGACCUAGUCUCAUUUCUUUUGAAUGUACAUAAAAUUUUGUGAAAUUUUAUUGGCUGCUCAGUCAGGCGCUUUUAUCACCUGUGUAACAAAUGACAUUGAAAAUUCAGUGGUAAUAAGAAAUAAAUGUUUUUCAACUUUUUUCUAUGAAAUUUCUGUCAUUUGUUAUAUUGGUAAAUUAGGCUGGGUUGACAUCCCUGUUGUACAGGCACUUAUCGUACUAAUUGUCUCCUUACUAAUAUUAAAGAAAUAAAACCACAAUUCGUGGUCUUCAUACCUGGCUGUAUCUUUAUACCUGUUAUGUACAAUGUAGUUUUAACAUUUCAAUAUUGCUGAAUAAUGUAUCUGUACAGUAUGCUAUGGUUUAGUUCAUAUUUUUUUCACUUGAUUGAUAUGGAUCUAGAAAGAUAAAUAUGAAUAUAUGUUGCUGAUAUUGUACAGAAGGUUUAUAAAAUGUAUAUAAUAAAUAAUAAUUUUCACACUGCCACUUUCUAAACCCAGUUUAUAAUCCUACUCUACUAUUGUUUAGUCUUAUUUAAAAUAACAUUAUAUCAAUAUACAUGUUAUGUAUGCUUUUAGAGGCUAGCAAGCUCUAUGUGUAUUUAAAUGCACGUUUACAGUUAAAUUUACAUUUUUCUGAGUGCUGGAUAAUGAAUGAAUUUAGUUAUAAUCUAAAUUCGUGAACCAGUAUUCUGACUACUGUAAAAAGUGCUUAAUUUGCGGAAGUCACAUACAUUUUUGAGAAAUUGAUAUGUGCCUUGUCACUGUAUAAAGAAAAAUAUUGCUUUGCCUUACAAAUAUAGACAACCGCAACAACUAUUCACCCACAACUUCAUGAAAACUUGUUAAUUGAUUUUGUAAAUCUUGCAAAUGAUGGCACUCAAUCAUCCUCUAUUUUUUUUAUUAGAAUUUGAGUAUGAAAAAUAAUAGCGGUGACUAAUCUAUCUAUUACAAAUUGCUUUAGCAUAAUAGUCUUAACUCGUCAUAAGCAAAUAAACAGUAUUCAAUAUGUGACCAUGUACAUAAUAGCCUAUAAAUCUAUUUUUUAUUAGUAAGGAGUAAUUAUAUUUUGGAAUAGAGCUGUGUAAAUCUGAGCCGAUUUAUUUAUGAUAGCCUAAGUCCUAUUUGAUAUGUUAUAUCGUCGAGUCGCAACCUUAGGCGCCAACUGUCACAAUUUCUACGAUAAAAACCAAAUUCAACAAUUGUUGCAUAUUUUUUUUAUUUUGCUUGAUCUCUGAUACGGUUGUGCCUCUAGGGUUGCGCUUGGUGUUUUAUCAAUUGUAAAUUGCAUUUUACGCAAUAGCUCUACACAUUAAACGUGUCGUUUGUGAGUAAUUGAUUCUGUAUUUAAAAAAUAAAAGGAUUCUUUAUAA
Cydia pomonella (codling moth) is the source of this 7423-nucleotide messenger RNA. RefSeq lists its product as uncharacterized. Lineage: Eukaryota; Metazoa; Arthropoda; Insecta; Lepidoptera; Tortricidae. The record is from RefSeq and is a predicted model, not a curated record. The transcript is spliced from 7 exons. Bases 1739 to 3673 code for a protein of 644 amino acids.